CAGCUCCGAUUAGGCCAGCCCAGUGAAUCAGACCACGGCGUCAAUUGAAUUGGUCGAUUCUAUUCGUUUUACUUGGUUCUGUAUACCAUGUUUCCUACCUCUCGCCUCCUCCAGCCCGCCCGAGUCACGCUAUUCACGCGUGCCGGCUGCGGGCUUUGCGACACCGCCAAACACACCGUCACCCAGCUGCAUAAGCGGCGCCCAUUCGACUACUCAGAGAUUGACAUUAUGGUUCCUGGCAAUAAGGAGUGGAAGGAUGUUUAUGACUUUGAUGUCCCGGUUUUGCAUGUACAGUCUGCUACUACUGGGUCGCUUUCCGACCCGAAGAAGCUGUUCCAUCGCUGGACAGAACAGGAGGUGGAAACGCUUGUUGACAAUGCGGAGAAAACCAACUAAAUUGCCAACUCAUCCACAUCGACCAAGUUUAUCAGGCUCCAGCAUCUCU
Molecule: messenger RNA, 445 nt
Organism: Aspergillus versicolor CBS 583.65
Lineage: Eukaryota; Fungi; Ascomycota; Eurotiomycetes; Eurotiales; Aspergillaceae
Product: glutaredoxin family protein
Exons: 1
Coding region: 88-396 (102 amino acids)
Source: RefSeq, a predicted model, not a curated record